CUCUGGAGCCGGCUCGUUGGGGGCAGGGGAGCGGGGCGCGCGGGGCUUGGGGGCUGCGCCUUGCCACCUGCAGCGCCCGCACCGGGCGGGACGCGCGCGGCCCUGUCGGGGGGCUAACGCAGGGGGAUUCUUGCAGGUGGGAAUCGAGGGCAUUUCCUAGCGCCCAAGCCAUGGUGGCCAAACAGCGGAUCCGGAUGGCCAACGAGAAGCACAGCAAAAACAUCACCCAGAGGGGGAACGUAGCCAAAACCCUGAGGCCACAAGAAGAGAAAUAUCCCGUGGGACCAUGGCUGUUGGCACUGUUUGUUUUUGUUGUCUGUGGCUCAGCUGUCUUUCAGAUCAUUCAGAGCAUAAGGAUGGGCAUGUGAGGAGGCCCGGGGCUUUGACGCUGCCCCUCCUUCUGGAGGGCGGAGGACCACUUAAGCUUUUAGCCGGGUAUCUGUGGGAAGCAAACAAGCCACACAGAAUAGAAAGAAAGGUUCCCUCAAUUGUUCUCUGAUCACUUCAUCGUGGAUGUCAGACCAAAUUGCCUUCUCACAGGACAUCUUGGUACAUCCGUGUUCUGGAGCGGAAAGGACAUUUUGCUUUUCUGUUGGCGGGAUUGGUAGCUCCCAGGUGCCUGCAGCAGCGGGCUGUCUGGUUUUGCCCUUGGUUUCACUGAUGUAUGCAUGUGGCCCUCUGAAUGAUCACCAGUUUACUUUCCAUGGAUUCAGCCUCUCCUCCGUUGGGAAUUGGUUUUACAAAUAAAUGUCUUUGUUCAACCUUA
Molecule: messenger RNA, 766 nt
Organism: Odobenus rosmarus divergens (Pacific walrus)
Lineage: Eukaryota; Metazoa; Chordata; Mammalia; Carnivora; Odobenidae
Gene: SERP2
Product: stress-associated endoplasmic reticulum protein family member 2
Exons: 3
Coding region: 171-368 (65 amino acids)
Biological process (GO): endoplasmic reticulum unfolded protein response
Cellular component (GO): endoplasmic reticulum
Source: RefSeq, a predicted model, not a curated record